GGGCUGUCGGCAUUCCUGGCUUCGUUGUCGCACUUGCACACAUCGGGCUGCUCAGCACGUGCGUCUGUCCGCUCUUGCUUGCUUGCCUUCUGGCCGCUGUCCUCGCUUGCUUGGUCUUGCAUCUGCCCGCACAUCUGCCCGCCCAUCCAACAUGGACAAUGUGGCUGCUGCCGAGCAGCUCCUCUCGCCCCUGGAGCUGCUUGCCCCGCUUCCUCUGCCGUCGUUUGUGAUGUUCACCGUGCUGGCGACGGCUCCGGUGACGCUGGCGCAUGUCCUGCUCCCUUCGGCCCUGUGGCUCUACCUCGCCAUGGUGGGCACGACCGCCGUUUUCCUGCGCAAAUACUCCCGCAAGUCGGUCUCUCGUGUGGGCUGGUGGCUCUUCGUCUCGAUUGUCUUUAUCGCUGCUUUCUGGGCCCAGCCCAACCUCAAGGUCAAGCUCUAUUCUCGUCAAACCCCCGGGCAGUUCCGGGUCAGUCCUCGAAUCCCAACCAACUGUCAGGCUCCGGUCUUGCGCAUCGAAACCCAUCCCGACGUCAACAUCACGGCGCUGCUCAAUCUCCCCUCGACAGCCUUCGCCGAUGACGCUCUCCCAACCCCUGCGCUGAGCAGCAGUCUCGACGACGACGCCCAGUCCAUCGACCCCCACGAGGUCCCCAUCAGCUUGUCAGCCAUCCCAGCGACUGGCUCGAGAGCGUCUCCCCCGGAGCCGAUGCACAAGUUCAUCUUGACCAAGGGCGAGCGCAUCCAGCGCCAUUUUCUGCAUGAAUUUGAGUUCUUGCCUCUGAACUCAAGUCUCGAGCGCAUCGAUAUUCGCUUCUCGCUCGAAUGCAAGCGCAUUCCGGUCAACAUCAAGACCCCGUGGUUUUCGGUCCGGAAUGAGGGCCAAGCCCUCGGUAUCCAGCGUUCCAGGACCACCGGCAACGUGUAUGCACCAUUGACCAUCUCAAGCCUCAAGCGACGGGUCCAGAAGCUCGGGAUGCUUGUGCACCUCGCCCUGUUCUGGCCCCUGUGCACCUUCACCAUCUCCGUCGGGCUCGUUUCGCUCAAAAAGAAGUACGGCACAACCCCCAUGCAGGCCCUCCCGCUGAUGCUGACGAUCUGGAACCCGUCUCAGGAGUCGCUGGAGCACCAGAAGCACCUCGAGUCCAUGGAACUGGCUGCCGAGGAGGAGGAGCGCCUCUACAAACGGCUUGAGUUCCAGCAAUGGAAGCUCAACCAACAGGCUUGGCAAAACCGGCAACUGGAGCGGCGCCUACUUGACCUUGAGAAGGAGCUGGACGAAUUACAGGCCCACUCCAAGACUGGUUACGAAGAGGACAACGAAGCCGAGGACAGCGAGCGGCACCGGCCCCUCUCUGGCGUGGGCGUCUCUGCGGCGGCCAAGAAGCAGCGCCGCAUCUCUUCUCGACCAACAAGCAUCUCAACCGACUUUUCGGCGGCUGGAGUGGGCUCAACGGCGUAUUCGAUUAUCCCGGGUCUCGACCGCCUGAGCAUCCAGUGGCCGCGCGGCUAUCCCUCGUUCUUGAAGAUGCCACGCCGGUGGGGCGGAAGCCGCCGGAGGGCCAAGAGUCCAAUCCAAACCGAAAUCGAGAUCGACGAGUUUUACCGCCGACAUGUCGGGCCGUCGUCCGAGGACCAGCCGCCCGUGGACCGAUCCGAGUCGCGAGCCUCUAUAUUCUCUGACCAAGACGGGCCCCUGCGGCGUGAGUUCAGUUUUGACGAAGGAGACGAUGCCCGCGGGCGACUGCGAUUCCGUGGCGAACGUUAGACGCCGAGUCUUUGGUUGCUUGUCAUGCAGCCGAGCGAUUUCUCGGCACUUGCCCGUGCUUCUGCCAACCCUCACCUUCCAUGUGUCCCGCCGUACUUUCCUGCUUGCCAUCGUUUGCUGUAUUUCCUUUGGAAGAUUGCUCUGUCUCUGCUGCAUGUCUUUCUCUGAACCUCUGGCCUUCGUAUCUGUGUUAUUCUCCCCUUGUCGCCGCUGUCAGCGCUCACAAUGAAACGGGGGGCGCCAUAAAUACAUUCAUGACCCUUCGUCAGCA
Messenger RNA from Polychytrium aggregatum, 2039 nucleotides. RefSeq lists its product as uncharacterized. Bases 152 to 1768 code for a protein of 538 amino acids. The transcript has 4 exons. The record is from RefSeq and is a predicted model, not a curated record. NCBI's taxonomy places the organism in Eukaryota, Fungi, Chytridiomycota, Chytridiomycetes, Polychytriales.